Adelges cooleyi (spruce gall adelgid) is the source of this 624-nucleotide messenger RNA. RefSeq names its product complex III assembly factor LYRM7. Gene Ontology annotation, biological process: mitochondrial respiratory chain complex III assembly. NCBI's taxonomy places the organism in Eukaryota, Metazoa, Arthropoda, Insecta, Hemiptera, Adelgidae. Bases 140 to 526 code for a protein of 128 amino acids. The transcript is spliced from 5 exons. The record is from RefSeq and is a predicted model, not a curated record.
UUUUAUCUCUUGACUCUCGCUGUAAAAAAAAAUUUGUCUUCAAAUUUCAAAACAUUUCAACAUCGAAAAUUAUAGUUAAACGUACAGGCUGUAAAAAUUGUGUCUAACAAAUUAUUUUAAGCUUACAUACUGUAUAAUUAUGGCAUACAAUGGAACUAAAAGACAAGUGCUUAAUACUUUUAAAUUAGUUCAUAGAGCAAGAUCAAAGUGCUUUAAAGAUGAUAAUCAUAUGUCUAAUGCUGCAAAAGUUCAAAUUAAUGAAGAGUUCAAAAAAAAUAAAUCAGUCUCAGAUCCAAUCACUGUACAAAAUCUAAUCAAGUUUGCCUUAGAUGUUGAAAAUGAGUUAUUAACGCAAGUAGUCCAGGCUGAGCGUAUUGCUGAAAAUAAAUUUAAAUUGAAGAUAGAUCCUGAUAGACAUACUUAUGAAAAUAUUCCAUAUGCUGAAUUAGAUGAUGAAACAUACAAAAAAUGGAAAGAAUCUAAAAAGAAAGGCGGUAAAAAAGACCAGAAAUGUUGCUGUGAUUAGUGAACAUAAAUAAUGUUAGAAAUGUUAGUUAUAUAAAUCUGUGAAGUAUUGUUAAAUUUGUUUAUAAAUCAUGCUAAAUUAAACUUAUUUUAAUUUAU